CGAAGCGAGGAACAUCAUGAAGCAGAUGGUCGUUGGUGACAAAGUAGCUAUCUUGCUCGACUUGAUUUCUUGCACCAUUCAGUGUAACGCGAUCCCAUGAAGGUUCUUUUCUACCACUCAAACUGCAAAGUCCCAGGCGUCGCAGGUUUUGCAGAGGUAUCAAAAGAAGCAUACCCUGAUUAUACCGCGUGGGACAGUUCACACCCAUAUUUCGAUCCAAAAACGAAACAAGAUGAUCCAAAGUGGUUCAUGGUCGAGGUCACCUUCGUCGCCCGGGCGAAACACCUUGUUCCUCUUGCACUCUUGAAGCAUAUAGCUGCUCUUGCGAGCGGAGAAGCACCCAGUGAGGUGGACUAUAUAGGGGCAGAUGGCGUCAAGGCUGUCAAAAAUAUGGCUCUUGUCAAUCGAGGCCGUCUGAGCGUACAGAGUGUUGACGAGAAGACGUUUGAAGUUGUCCAGACACUCGCGGAGAAAGGCGGCUGGGACGACAUGGGGCUUGGGAAGAAAAAGUCAAGCCCGGCGAGUACCAAGCCAGCGAAGAAGCCCGUUCAAAACAAACGGAAAAAAGCGAAAGCAAAAGCAGAAACACCAAGUGAAGAUGAAGACGAAAGCGAUGACCAAGUUGAGGCGCAGAGUGCUCCGAGCUCGGAAGAUGAGCAAAGACAAGGUGUUGGCAGAGCCAAGGCGCGGAGAGCAAGGCAAAAAGUAAGUUUGCAAGGAGAGAGUGGAGAAGGAAGUCGAAAAAGGAAGAGAAAUCAGCUGGAUGAAAAAGACGGCGAGUCUGAGGCUGUCCCUCGGCGCCGAUCUGUACGGACCAAAAAGUAAACUGUCUUGUUCGGUGAUACAAGUCCUUUAAACAUUCCGUUCACAAUGUAGCAACGGCGUACAUUAAACGGCAAGUUCACGUGACAUAUUUUGGACAGCGGGUGACAUUCGAGAUCACGCAGCAGACUUGCUGUUCGGGAGGAGCACGGAUGCUGGGCCUGACCGAUGCUGGAUAUGCGCCAAUCGUAAAGCGAGCAAAGAGGAAACUAUCCAUACAAAGGGGUAUACAUUAACGGGCUGCGUAGCGCUACAUGUCGAGUGAGUAAAUUAAAAGCCGUAAGUAGGACUCAGGGGGAGGGUAAAACAAUCGUGUUACGGAU
Molecule: messenger RNA, 1145 nt
Organism: Serpula lacrymans var. lacrymans S7.9
Lineage: Eukaryota; Fungi; Basidiomycota; Agaricomycetes; Boletales; Serpulaceae
Exons: 7
Coding region: 97-825 (242 amino acids)
Cellular component (GO): nucleus
Source: RefSeq, a predicted model, not a curated record